Messenger RNA from Temnothorax curvispinosus, 782 nucleotides. Its product is annotated as retinol dehydrogenase 13-like. Lineage: Eukaryota; Metazoa; Arthropoda; Insecta; Hymenoptera; Formicidae. The record is from RefSeq and is a predicted model, not a curated record. The annotation marks the transcript as partial. The transcript is spliced from 4 exons. Gene Ontology annotation, molecular function: oxidoreductase activity.
GUACUCGAUACGAAGAAUAAGUACGUUUAUUGUAGAAAGUGUGACUUAGCGUCGCAAGAAAGUAUUAGGAAAUUUGUCACACAAUUUAAGAAAGAAUAUGGUAAACUUCAUAUACUUAUUAAUAACGCCGGCGUAAUGAGAUGUCCAAAGAGUCACACUAAGGAUGGUAUCGAGAUGCAACUUGGGGUAAAUUACAUGGGGCCCUUCUUGCUCACAAACUUGCUUCUGGACGUCUUGCAAGCAUCCGCGCCAUCCAGAAUUGUGAAUUUGGCGAGCGAUGCCUAUCGUACUGCCGAAAUAAAUGUGAAGGAUUUAAAUUGGGAGAAUGAUUAUGACGCUGGUGGAGCGUACGCGCAAAGUAAAUUAGCUAUGAUGCUUUUUACUCGUGAAUUGGCGAACAGAUUAAAAGGAACUGAUGUUACCGUGAAUGCUGUCCAUCCUGGUAUAGUUGAUACAAAUAUAACGCGGCAUAUGUUUGUAUAUACCAACUUCUUUACCCGAUUUCUUCUUUACCCAUUCGCUUGGCCAUUUAUUAAAGCACCUUUGCAAGCAGCUCAAACCGUUUUGCAUGCAGCAUUAGAUCCUAGUCUUACAAAUGUUUCCGGAUGUUAUCUCGCCAAUAGUGAAAUCAAGGAAUUAACAGAAGAGGCCAAGGACGAUGACCUAGCAAAGUGGUUGUGGAAAGUUGGUGAAAAGUGGACAAAACUAAAUGUUGCAUAAAUAUAUGUACGAUAGAAAUAUACAGUUGUCAGUUGUAAUUUGUUUUUAAAUAAAAUAUGAAA